Rhododendron vialii is the source of this 4130-nucleotide messenger RNA. RefSeq names its product DNA-directed RNA polymerase III subunit 2. Lineage: Eukaryota; Viridiplantae; Streptophyta; Magnoliopsida; Ericales; Ericaceae. Gene Ontology annotation, cellular component: RNA polymerase III complex. Gene Ontology annotation, biological process: DNA-templated transcription. Bases 182 to 3637 code for a protein of 1151 amino acids. Gene Ontology annotation, molecular function: DNA binding; DNA-directed RNA polymerase activity; ribonucleoside binding. The transcript has 38 exons. The record is from RefSeq and is a predicted model, not a curated record.
CUGACCCUAUUUUUCGCGGCAGAAUCUUCACACCCCUCUUCGUUCCUCAUAAACCCUAAUUUUUUUUUAUUAAUUUUUUUUUCACGAACGACAUAAACCCUACAUAGACUGAUAGUUCACUCCAUUGACAAAAUAAAUAGAUUAAUUACAGACACAGUUGCUCGUAUUUGAUCGACCGAGGAUGGGAUUCAAGCAAGAACAUGAUGGAACUGAUGACAGCAAGCAGCAAGAGUUCGAUAUCGACAAGCAAUUCUUGGCUGCCCCCGUGAAAUCUGCGGUCGACAAAUUCCAGCUUCUUCCCGAGUUCUUGAAGGUGAGAGGGUUGGUGAAGCAACACUUGGACUCCUUUAAUUACUUUGUUAGGACUCAAAUAAGGAAGAUUGUGCGCGCCAAUGAUCUCAUCACAUCCAAGGUCGACCCAACUAUCUACCUCAGGUACAAAGAGGUUUGGAUUGGUAAACCUUCAACGUCAAUUGAAGGAGCCGUUAUAGAGCUUACUCCCCAUAAUUGUCGGUUAUCUGACCUCACUUAUGCUGCUCCAAUAUAUGUCAACAUUGAGUACAGCAAUGGUCAGAAAACACCACCAGUAGCCAAGAAAAAUGUCUUCAUAGGUCAAAUGCCUAUCAUGUUAAGAAGUUGCUGCUGCGUACUCCAUAGAAAAGAUGAAGCUGAACUUGCAAGACUUGGUGAAUGCCCACUAGAUCCUGGAGGGUAUUUUAUUAUCAAAGGAACUGAGAAGGUGAUUUUGAUACAGGAACAACUUUCCAAGAACAGAAUAAUCAUUGAUACUGACAAGAAAGGAUGUAUACAAGCAUCUGUUAUGAGCAGCACAGAAGCAACAAAAAGUAAAACAGUUAUAAAAAUGGAGAAAGAGAAGAUAUAUUUGUAUCUGAAUCAGUUUGGUACCAAGGUUCCUAUCAUGGCGGUCAUGAAGGCUAUGGGUAUGGAGAGUGAUCAAGAGAUUGUGCAGAUGGUUGGAAGGGAUCCACGAUAUAGUGCAUUACUCCUGCCAUCUAUUGAGGAUUGUGCAAGCAAUGCUGUAUAUACACAACAGCAAGCACUAGAAUUUCUUGACAAAAAGGUUAAGAAACCACAGUAUUUUAGUGCUUCAUUUGAUAAGGAAGGCAAGGCCAUGGGUAUCCUUCGUGAUGUUUUUGUUGCUAAUGUUCCUGUGCGUCAAAAUAAUUUUCGCCCAAAAUGCAUAUAUGUUGCCGUAAUGUUGCGACGUAUGAUGGAAGCAAUUCUGAAUAAGGAUGCAAUGGAUGAUAAGGAUUAUGUGGGGAACAAGCGGUUGGAGCUAUCUGGCCAAUUGUUAUCUCUACUCUUUGAGGAUUUGUUCAAGACCAUGAAUGAAGAGCUCAAAAAGACAGUAGACGGGACCCUGGAAAAGCCUAGCCGGUCUAGCCAGUUUGAUUUUUCCAGAUAUGUAAAGGGAGAUAGUAUCACUCAUGGGUUAGAAAGGACGCUUUCAACUGGUAACUGGGAUGUCAAGAGGUUCAAGAUGCACAGAAAAGGAAUGACCCAGGUUGUAGCGAGACUUUCCUUUAUAGGGACAUUGGGCCACAUGACAAAGAUCUCACCACAGUUUGAGAAGUCCAGGAAAGUUAGUGGACCUAGAGCGUUGCAACCUAGCCAGUGGGGCAUGCUUUGCCCGUGUGAUACUCCAGAAGGUGAAGCCUGUGGAUUGGUUAAAAACCUUGCCUUGAUGACUCAUGUUACAACUGAUGAAGAGGAAGGCCCGAUAAUUUCUCUGUGCUAUUGUUUGGGAGUUGAAGAUUUGGCUCUACUGUCUGGAGAAGAACUCCAUACACAGGAUUCAUAUCUGAUUUUAUUAAAUGGGCUUAUUCUUGGAAAGCAUAGGAGGCCACAGCGUUUUGCUAAUGCAAUGAGAAAAUUGCGAAGAGCUGGUAAAGUUGGCGAGUUCGUGUCUGUCUUCGUUAAUGAGAAGCAACGUUGUGUUUACAUUGCAUCAGAUGGAGGCCGUGUUUGCCGUCCACUCGUUAUUGCUGACAAGGGUGUAUCAAGAAUCAAGGAGCACCAUAUGAAGGAGUUGUUGGAUGGAGUCCGCAAUUUCCAUGAUUUUCUCCGCGAGGGCUUGAUAGAGUAUCUUGAUGUUAAUGAGGAGAAUAAUGCUUUGGUUGCCUUAUAUGAAGGAGAGGCUACGUCUGAAACAACUCAUGUUGAAAUAGAGCCUUUCACCAUCUUGGGUGUUUGUGCUGGCCUGAUUCCUUUUCCUCAUCACAACCAGUCUCCGAGAAAUACCUAUCAGUGUGCUAUGGGGAAGCAAGCUAUGGGCAAUAUCGCUUAUAACCAGUUACGUCGGAUGGACACACUAAUCUACCUUCUAGUGUAUCCUCAACGGCCUCUACUGACAACAAGAACAAUUGAGCUGGUUGGAUAUGAUAAACUUGGAGCAGGCCAGAAUGCGACUGUGGCUGUUAUGAGUUUCAGUGGCUAUGAUAUAGAGGAUGCAAUCGUGAUGAAUAAAUCAUCUUUGGAUCGUGGCUUUGGUCGUUGUAUUGUGAUGAAAAAAUUGUCUGCUAUUAAUCAGAAGUACGAGAAUACCACUUCGGACAGAAUAAUUAGACCCCAUAGGGUGGGGGCUGAUGCAGAGAGGAUGCAGAUCCUGGAUGAUGAUGGGUUAGCUGCGCCUGGAGAAAUAAUUAGACCACAUGACAUCUAUAUCAAUAAGCAGUCUCCAGUGGCUACUAGGGGAGCAAUGGUUUCACCAUUGACACUGACAGAUAGAGAUUAUAAGCCAAGCAUACAAACAUACAAAGGUCCUGAAGGGGAGACAGCAGUGGUGGAUAGAGUAGCUCUCUUCAGUGAUAAGAGUUUUAAUUUGAAUGUGAAAUUUAUCAUCCGCCACACUCGUAGGCCAGAGGUUGGUGACAAAUUCAGUAGCAGACACGGUCAGAAAGGUGUUUGUGGCACCAUUAUCCAACAGGAAGAUUUUCCUUUUUCUGAACGUGGCAUCUGCCCUGAUUUGAUUAUGAACCCACAUGGAUUUCCAAGUCGAAUGACAGUUGGAAAGAUGAUAGAGCUCCUUGGGAGUAAAGCUGGAGUUUCAAAUGGUAAGUUUCACUAUGGCAGUGCAUUUGGAGAACCAAGUGGUCACGCAGACAGAGUUGAGGCUAUAAGUGACACACUUGUGAAGCAUGGCUUCAGUUACAGCGGCAAGGACUUCCUUUAUUCAGGCAUUACUGGUUCACCACUGCAGGCAUAUAUCUUCAUGGGGCCUAUAUAUUACCAAAAGUUGAAACACAUGGUCCUAGAUAAAAUGCAUGCUCGUGGCAGUGGACCCCGUGUCAUGAUAACCAGACAACCUACUGAAGGCAGAAGUCGAAACGGAGGACUUCGGGUUGGUGAAAUGGAACGUGAUUGUUUGAUUGCUUAUGGAGCUAGUAUGUUGAUCUACGAGCGCCUAAUGAUUUCGAGUGAUCCUUUUGAGGUUCAGGUUUGCCGGAAGUGUGGUUUGUUAGGAUACUACAAUCAUAAGUUAAAAAUCAGUAUUUGUUCUACAUGUAAGAACGGGGAGAAUGUUUCUACCCUGAAAUUGCCAUAUGCAUGCAAGCUAUUAUUCCAGGAGCUUCAGUCAAUGAAUAUUGUUCCCCGCUUGAAAUUAACCGAAGCAUGAUCUGUGAGCCCUUAGUCGAUACGGGUACAUGGAAGUGUCUCAGGAUUCUGCUGUCAGAAUCUGAUUUCCGUCCUUUUUUGUCCGGUUGGAAAAUAUGACGAUCACCUGCAUUUUCAUGGCUUGCAGAGCAAUUUCGUAAUUUCGUCCCGAGUUCCUGAACAACAGGUUCUUUGCGACUGUAGGUAUUUUUGCGCUCUUGAUUGUUUCCAACGGGCCUUACCUUAGAAGAGUUGAUUUGAAGCGUCAUGGUUGCAGUGAUUCUUCUGAUUAUGCUUUAGAGAGUUUCUGAAAUCUUUUUCCAGGGUUUUUGGAAGAGGAGACAAUACAAAAGCAGGAGCAAAACUAUUUAUAGUGUUUGUUUGUUCCAACUUGUUUUCUUCCAUGCAUUAAGUUCCGAUUCGAGAAGUACAUUUUUGCCCGCCAUGAUGUAUAAUGAUUUCUUGCUGCAUCAAAUUAAUAUUUGCACAAAAUAUAGUGUGGAAGCCUUAUUGUC